Molecule: messenger RNA, 6278 nt
Organism: Venturia canescens
Lineage: Eukaryota; Metazoa; Arthropoda; Insecta; Hymenoptera; Ichneumonidae
Product: trace amine-associated receptor 9
Exons: 10
Coding region: 1343-2593 (416 amino acids)
Biological process (GO): neuropeptide signaling pathway
Cellular component (GO): plasma membrane
Molecular function (GO): G protein-coupled peptide receptor activity
Source: RefSeq, a predicted model, not a curated record
CAACGAGGCCAACCACUCGGCCGCUCGGUGCAGCGGCACACGCUCGAGAAAAGUUCCUCGUAGCGACGCGAGUUGUCCCAAGAUCCCUCCGGAAUUCCCCCGGGAAAAUUUCGCGUUACGUUCGCAUUAAAUAGAAUUUGAUAAUUAUAAGAUAAUUAUAAAAUGAAGGAAGAAAAUCGAGCGACAUUUUUCUGAUUGCUUUUCGAUGGAAUUGAACUUAAUCCGGCAUAAAGAUUUUUCAUUAAAUUAUGGUUUUCGAUGAAAAGAACGUUCAAUUUAUUCGCGCGAUGAAUCGAUGGGUCGAUCAUUUUUUUACGAUGGAUCGAUGUUUUAUUGAUUCCACUGCAACUUUUCAUUGAAGAAAUCCAACGUCGCGGACACACACUUUUUUGUACGGUAGUUCGUUCGGUUUUUCACCUCGAUCGUCAUGCUCCCGUUCGAUGCAAACUUUUGUCCUAAAAUUAUCGUCAAAUGAGACGAAAAAUGUUGCGCUGAACUAAGCGAGUCAAAAGUUUAACUGGAUUUUAUUGUUUUCGCAUGUUUGUGACCAAGUGCAAUUGAAUGCAUCACGAUAAAGUUAACUCUUCCACGUCGUUCGAGAAAACGCCGCCAAAGCCGUGGAGAUGAUAACGAAAAAACCGUGCAGCCGGAGAACCGAUUGAGAGAUUCGAAUUAAAUGAGAAACUAUGAAUCGUCACAGAUUCGGGGACGCUCUAUGGAAUAUUCGUAAGAUAAAUUUCGUUGAUAACGGUGAAAGAUGAAAUCCGCUGACUGGCUUCAUUCUGCUGAUGCGAACAGUUUUGUACGAGCUAAUCUGCCUUGGCCAUAAUAACCGAAGCUUCGACGAAGUAGGGAUGAGCCGAAUUUUUAAAUCACGACAAUCGAGCUGCAGUAUGAUCAAUGAGACAGAAUAUCGAAUAAGAAACGUUGAGAAGUUGAUGUUUCCACGUGAGAUAUCGAGUUUCAAAGGAUCGUUUGAAUUCUCGAGAGCUUAAUUCCCUGAAGCCAGCAUCAGCUUUUGGGUUCGCUCUCGUCAGUCGUCAUAAUGCCGAGGACAUUGAUGAGCUCGGGAUCGCCCUCAAAGACGAAGAAAGCGUCGGUUGCCGUUGAGCUCGCCGUGGCCGCUCGAGCAUCCGGCAAUACCGACGGAAGCUCCAGAAGUCGAACUAGCCAGAACGAAUUUCGCAAUGUGGCGCUACGUCCGUCGUCUUAGCGAAUAAAAGUAUAUUAGCGGCUUGCUCAGCGGGGACUGAGGAAAAGGAGUAAACGAAUAUCAAGAGAAAUCGAGCGAGAGAGGAUCGUUUCGCGAUCCUCCGAAAACGCUGCAAUCACGAAUUCGUUUAUGAUGAUGGAACAUCAAACACCGACUUUGGUGCCACCGGCUCUGAACAACAGUAGCUGCUGGCCCGAUGGCUCGACUAAAAUGCUGUGGACUACACCCGGCCCUGGAGAACUUUUACGGGCCGCUCUCAUUUUAAUGCUCAGCCUCGGUAUACUUUUCGCCAAUCUUCUUGUCAUUUUCGUCAUCAACAGUCGACGUUACAGCAAAUACAUCCAUGCACAGCCAAAGUAUCUUCUGACGAGCCUCGCUAGCAACGAUCUCGCAAUCGGAAUUCUCGUUACACCUUUCGGCUUUUUACCGGCUGUGUAUGGCUGCUGGCCCUACGGUGAAGUCGUCUGUCAAAUUCAGGCAUUACUGAGGGGAGCUCUGACUCAGCAAAGCGCAGUAAUCCUCGUAUGCAUGGCGAUCGAUCGUUACGUUUGCAUGCUGCAUCCCCACCGAUAUCAUCGACAUUCUUCCAAAAAGUACUAUAUGCGGCAGGGCUGCAUGGCAGUCAUCUCUACGACGUGGAUAGCGAGCGUAGCAAUAUUCGGCAGUCUAGUACUGCCCAGUGGCGGUUACUACUUCAAUGGCUCGGGUCUGCUCGCCUGUGAUCCAUUUUUUGCCAAGGCCUCCUUUAGGAUCCUUGCAUGCUGCUGUUUUUACUUUCCUACAACAAUGGUUCUGAUGUACUGUUACGGAUCAGCUUUCCAUGUGAAUAAAUUGCGACUAAAGAGAGUCGUGUGCGUCAACACACCGGAAGUCGUCAGCGGGGGGAACAUCGAGAGACUCGUGGCACACGAGAGACGACUGUCGACCUCGGCUUCCCGAACAAUGGCGGCGAUGAGCCUCGGUUUCAUCGUCAUGGUCACGCCGUGGACCAUCCAGGAAGUUGUGGCAGCCUGUACCGGAAGCAAACCACCGCCGUUUCUCGACUUCCUCGUAACGUGGCUCGCUCUGUCAAACAGCUUUUGGAAUCCUUUUCUUUACUGGCUGCUCAACAAUCACUUUCGUCGUAUAUCUCGAGAGAUUUUCUACACUAAGAUUCUAUGCAGACGGAAACCACUUGGCGAAAAACAUCAUUGUUGUGCCACGAGCACAGGGGGUUUAGACGUUUGUAGUAUCGGAGGACUAGAUUUAUCAGGUAUAGAAAGAUGUUCGAUGGACCGAUGUUCUAUGGCGCGAUGCUCGACGCCAUCCCUGGUAAAUACGACGCCACCACUGCCGUGGGAGACCGGAAGCGCGAUAUGUAACGAAGCAACGUGCACGUGAGGAAGAGACGCCGCCACGCAAACCGAGGAUCCAGGAUCUCCGGACGAUCACAGUUAGUACCGCGUGGCGGCGACGUCAAUUACCCUCGAAUUCAAUUCAGCAUCAAAUUCCCAACGUAAUCAUGGACUCGCGAGCGAUGUUACUGCGCCACGGACGAAUAGUCGUCAUCGUCGUAUUCGGUACUCCGAAAAUUUGUACAGUCGCUUACGGAUCGCUGGUCGAUCAACUGUCUGCUGUGACAUUUUUUUUCCUGCGAGCGAUCCGAACUCUGUUGAACGAAGGAACCAUGAGCUUCGAGAAGUGCGCUUCGAGUACGCCUCGUUCAAAAGCCUUCCCGAUCUUCUUCAUGACGUUUACUCCGUCUGAGGCGCCAUGCGCCAUCAACGAACGUCUCAUGUGGCCAUUUCGACCUCUUCGCGUUGAACGCGAACACACUUUUUCACUGCCCCUUUCAUCUGCAAUCUCCAGACUCGACGAACGUCGAAACGUCAUCGAGUGAAUGCUCCAGUCAUUGGCACUUAAGGACAAAAGGGUGCGGAGCCAAGCAUUGUCUCGUUUUUGAAUUUUCUCCACAAAUACUUUUUACGUGUUUUUUUAUUUCUUCGCAAAUGGACGGCUCAUGAAUAUUGGAAAGCAGCGAUGAGAGGCUAAUGCUCAAAAUGUUUUUUGCUCACCAAAGAUAAAUGGCUGAUUAUGAAAUUCUGAUGAUGUUAAUUAAGUAAUCAAUGACUGGAGUAACAAUUUAGUCAACAUCGAAUAACGAAGUUUAAUCUCCGGGUGCAUCAUUUUUCCUCUCAUUUAUUAUUUUCAUCGAAAAUUUAAUAUUCCGAGCGUGGUCCCCGGAAACGCUUUAUUUUACUCGAAUAUGAAGUAUCGAAAAAUAUUGGUCGAAAAUCAGAGGAAAUAAAAGUGGAUAAAUAAAUGCUGCAAUUUAAUGCGAACGAGCAUGAGUGCGAUAGUGUAGCGGCGACAUGAAACAAAUCGAGAAAACGUUCGAUGGUAUAUUGUUACGGAUGUUUCUCCUCUUGGUUUGCAUUGGAGCCAAAAAUGUUGCCCUCGUUAUAUGUGGGCAGGGCCAGCAGGGUCAGCCAAUGCUGCAACUUUAACAGCUCAUUCAAACGAAUAUUUACUACCGAGGAUAAAAGUGCCAAAGAUUUUUUCACGAUUUACCAUUAAAUCGAUGAACUUUAUGAACUGAUGAAUGAGUUUUACAGGAAUUAUCGUUUUUCUUACUCGGCCAAAUGAGAUCUGUGGUCACGUACGUCAGUAAAAAGAAAUACGAAAUUAAGUUUUUCAUCUCUGGAAUGUACUGAAUUUUUUUCUCCUGUCCAGAUGCUGAAUAAUUUCGGACAGAAAGUAAUUUAGUUUUUUUGCUCUUAAAGAAUUAUGUCAUCGCGUUCCAACGAUGCCAGCUUCAAUAUCGAUAAUAAAGCACUUGAAACUCCAAUGUUUUGUGAAUUAAAAGUGAAUCUCGAACAAGCAAUAUAAGAUUUUGAUAAAAACAUCCCCAUUUAUUAUUGCGUUUUAAUUUUCUCACAAUUAUUCAUUCAUUAAGGAAUUAAAAAGAAAAUUACCAUUGGAGGAUUAAAACUGACGAAUGCUGUUCAAUAAUAACCAGAAAAUUGGGAUGUUCAAUUCAACGAAACACUUUCGUAUUGGAUUAUGCAUGAGAAUCUGAUCGCAAGUAUGGGGAUGAAUGCGAGUUGAGACUUUUCAAAUAUUGCUGAAUAUUCGAAAAAUGAUGUAUGAUCUGAGAAAAUAAAAAUCGAUUGAUAUUCAGAUAAGUAACACGAUUUACACUAACAAAAAGACGUGCUAAAUUUCGACAAUGGAUUGACAAUGGAAGGUGAAUUUGUUACAUACGACGACUUUUUAAAUAGGAGGAAUAACAAUAAAUUCGAUUUUGUGAAACGACUAACGGAUCAGUGUAAAUUCGUAUUAUGAUACGUUUUCCUCUACAUUUUUUCAAGGAUUAUACGAAUUUUCAAACAGAUUUAAAUAUUUUAGUAUUUCGGUUGAAACAUUCCAGCAGUUAAACACUGGAGCGAUCGACUUCGAAAAAGUUACUGUUUUCAAUAAUUUUCCAUUCUGAGAAGCCUGCAGCAACACAAAUGUUCGUGUUUUUCCCGAAAAAUCCUGAUUUUUGUGAAGCGGAGGUGUUUCUCACAUUUGAAAAUAUUGAAAAAUAAAUUAGAAUCCACUUGACGAGUGUAAAUCGAGUUACACACCGACACUGCGAAAUUUUAGUAAAUAAGCUAAAUUAGAUGUUUUUUUUUUUUUAAAUCGCUGUCGAUGAAGUUGGGUUGAACAUAACCUGUAAAUUCGCUUUCAAGCGGGUUCAUGUGUUUCAUUUAUUUGGGCCGGUACACGGAGAGAAAAUUUCAUUAAAAACUAUCAUGGUGCCAUAGAGGUAGGGUUCUAUAUCGGUAAUAUUUAUUAAUUCUUACGAACAUACAUAGUAAUUUUUUGUGAAGCGACUCGAUAAAAAUUGAUGAGUGGUGUCAAAAUAAAUACAUCGGUACACAUGUGUAUCGGCAUGUUAUCGUACAAUCGCGAAUGAAAUUCUGUUAUUUACCAUAGUAAAUUUCUAAACACUUUGGAGUAUGAUCGACGCUUGUAUUCGAGCUUCUCAAAUUUUACUAUGUUCAACUGUAAAUUUCAAUUGUGAAAACAGUACUAAGUAUAGCAAAACGGCACAAUGAUUCUACUUGACAGUUCAUCAUCGAGUCAACAUAAAUUUUACAACGUUUCCUUGGUGAACUAUGUUAGGAAAAAAUAGCACAGUUUAAAACUUUGUCACAUCAAAAUAGGCAAUUUAAAAAUUUUCAUUCAGAAUUUAUUUGGAAAUUACAAUAUUUUUGGUAAAAAUCUUCAAAAUGGGCGAUAUAGAACCCCAAUAUCAUGGCAGCAUAGUAAUUCUUACUAUUUUUUUCUCUCCGUGUACCAUAAUUCUUUAAACUUCCCAACUUAUUUGCGUCGAUUUACUCAUUGAAAAGAUCGAAACGCCAGAAAUUCAUUGAAUGGAUGUGGAAUUAUUGAAUUUCGAAAUUCAUGAGGAUCCGUAGUUUAAACAAACUCAUAGAAUAUUAAGUUAUAGUUGAUAAUAAAGUUUUUCUAUAACGGGGGAAAAAUAAAACAUGGGAGUAACCGAAUAAAAAUUUGGAGAGAAACAGAAAUAUCGACGGAAACAAGAAAUGAUAGGAUAUAAUAAAUAGAGUGUCAUCGAAAACCAUUUUCAUGGAUAAUUUCUCGAUCGUUCCUGAAGUUUCCUACGACACUAAAACUCUCUUGAUAAAGGUGAAGUAAACGCAUGUGAUACAAAAAUAUCUGAAGACAUGGCUUUUCAAAUGUUUGCACCGAACCUUCUGUGUUAUCUUCUCUGAAUUUUCAUCUGUCUUUGGAAGAAAAUGUUUUUUCACGUUUCAAACAUUGACCAUUGUAACGAGUUAUGGAAAAGUUCCCGAGAAGACGCGCAAGGGAAGAAAUUCGUUGAUAUCGAAGGUGCCGCAAACAAAAAUACAUGUGAGAGGGAUUUUCGACGAGCAAUUUAAUACGAAUUUUCGUAAUCCACAUACGCACAUUAAGGAUUAAAAUGAAGAAACAAAAGAAAUAAACUUAUUACCGAAAUGUAAACGUUCACUGAUAGCGAAUCUUAGUUAUGAAUUAAUAAAUUGAUUGAUCUACA